This is a messenger RNA of Topomyia yanbarensis, 1632 nucleotides long. RefSeq names its product myb-like protein V. Bases 131 to 1507 code for a protein of 458 amino acids. NCBI's taxonomy places the organism in Eukaryota, Metazoa, Arthropoda, Insecta, Diptera, Culicidae. The transcript has 2 exons. The record is from RefSeq and is a predicted model, not a curated record.
CUGAUUUCACAUCCAAAAAUUUACACAAGAGCAAAUUUUCUCGAAAUAUAAGUGCAUAGUUUAGGGAAAAUUCGCUUCAAAUGAAAAAGGAACUAAGAUUUAGUGCGAAAAAUUUGAUUAAGCCGUCAGAAUGCAACGAUACACAUUGAAUUUAAGUAACAUUUUCCCUGAUCACCGGCAAAAAGUGUUUGUUGGCAGACGCAAGGACUGGCAGCUCAUAAGCUGUUUGCAAGAUUAUGUUCGGUCCUCUUUUCGGUUACAAGGAGAAGUUUAUCUUACGAAUGAGGACGGUAUUUUGUUUCCUGAGUCAGAAGGCUUGGAACUGAUUUUGGGCACUGACCAACUAGUAGUGCACAUUUCAAAUGAAACCACUGACACUCAAUCCAUAAACGCACCAGUCUUGAACGGAAAGCGGAAGUUGAAAUCCUUCGAUGACGAAGAUAAUCUAUCUGAAGUAUUUACUAGACCUCAGAGUAUGUCUAAAAAUUAUGUUGAAGAACUGACGAAACCUAAAACAAAUGGAAUUCAAAAACUGAAUUCAGAUAAGAAGACAGAAAAGGUAGAAAAUACGUCCAAUGACAUUAAAACCAUUAGCGCAUCAGCCUUGGAGAAGAAUGAUUUGCCACGUGAUUCCAAGCAGAACGGAAAGCGAAAAUUUGAACCUUCCCACAGCUCUGAUUCUGAGUCUGACGGAGAAAAACUGCCGCAAAUAUUUGUUGGACUUGAGAGUAUGACAAAAAAUGAUGAUAUUGAAGAACCAGUGAAACCUAAAAGAAAACGAAUUCGAAAGCGGAAGUUGAAAAAGAAGGAUGAAGAAGUAACUCCAAAAGUAGUAGUGAAGACCUACGGUAAGAGCAAAAUGCCUACAAUCGUCAUGGAUAAUGGAAACUCAACCAAUCAUAUUCGCUUUAGCGCAGACGAAGAAGACAAACGCGAGCAGAAAGAAGAACCUUAUACGAAUCUUAAUAAGAACACUGUACCCCGAAUUGUGAAAGCUGUUGUCCAAACGACUGCGCCCGUCUGGAACCAAGAAGUACCUACUAUUCCAGACUAUGAGGAUGUACCAGCCAUUGAGUUGGACGAAGUGGUUACUGCUAUCCAGCCGCAAAAGCGCCAACGACAACGGAAAAAAUCUGUUGAAAUCAAACAGGAAACGAUUGAUUUUAAACUAAAACGCGAGGCUUCUCCAACAUGGGAUGCAGAAGUUGAUCAAGCCAGGGAAAAAUUUAUAAGCAACUAUUGCGGUAAUGACGUUUGGAACAGCUUGCGAGAUGUACUGGGUAACUUUCCGGCCAUUACUAUACCCAGCGAAAGUGAUAUCAUCGCCUAUCGGUACAGCGGCGAGGCUUAUCUUGCCUUUGUGGAACGUGCUGAUGAUGGUGAGAAUGAUGCGUCGCCUGCGUUGAAGUUGACGUUGCGAAGAUUAAACGCUGCCAAUUCGAAGAUAAUGACUGUCGGCUUGGAUCAGCUGAGUGAUGUUAGGUUAAUCGCUACUUACCAGCCGUGAGUUGGAUACUUUCGUGUCUUUAAAAGUAGAAUGUAUGUCUAUGUAUAAGUGUAUUGUACUGAAUAUAUUUAUGGUUAAGCAAACAAAAAUGUCAUAUCUGAAUCAAAUCAAUACAGAGUUGUCAA